UGUCAACCAUUGAUGCGGCCUCACUGUUCCAACAGAAAAGGUUUGGGUAAGCUACCUUACCAUGUUUGUAAGCUCAUGGAAGCCUCCGAUCAGACUGGGUUGUUCGAAAGUUCGAUGUCUUUUAUCUGCCCGAAACAGGCCUCUCGUUGUCAAUAGUAAGCGACGAGCAUUUUUGCAUGCCAAUUGUCCUCGAUUUGCAUCAGCUCUGAUUGAUCUACGAAGCGAUACAGUGACUAAACCAUCCCGCCCAAUGCUAGAAGCGGCUCUCAGUGCUCGCACAGGAGACGAUGUCAUGGGAGAGGACCCUACAGUCUUGGAACUUGAGGAAACGGUAGCGGACUUGUUCAGAAAAGAAAAAGGCCUUUAUGUGCCGACCGGAACAAUGUCAAAUCUAGUGGCCAUAAUGUCGCACUGCAAUCGGAGAUCAUCGGAAAUCAUUAUUGGGGCAAACUGUCACAUCUGUCUAUGGGAGGGAGGGAACACGGCUGGUUUGGGUGGGGUCCAUACUCGCCAACUCUUGGAGGAUGAAACCACAGCACAGAUCCACCGGGAUCAUAUCAGCGACGCCUUUCGUUCUGACGAUGAUGACCAUUUUGCAAAAACAGAACUGUUGUGUCUUGAAAACUCUCACAACAUGAUGGGAGGCGUUGCUUUACCGCUUUCCUACGUCGAAGAUAUUGGACACUUGACUACCGAGUUGGGAAUUAAGCUCCACAUUGAUGGAGCAAGAAUUUUCAAUGCAUCGGUGUGCCACAACGUACCCGUUGAUAAUCUUUGCAAGCCGGCAGAUAGCGUGUCUGUCUGCCUCUCAAAGGGUCUUGGUGCUCCCUUGGGAAGCGUCUUGGUGGGGGACACGGACUUCAUCCGUUUAGCAAAACGUGCAAGAAAACGAUGCGGAGGGGGGAUGCGCCAAGCUGGGGUGGUCGCGGCGAUGGGACUCUACGCCAUCCACAACAACAUAUCUAGGCUCGAGGCGGACCAUAGAAGGGCAAAACGAUUGGCAAAUGAGCUGCAAAAGAAUGGCUUUUAUCUUGCUAGGAACGGUGCCGUUGACACCAAUAUGUUUUACUUUGGUCUGCCAGAUAACUCGAAAGUUGAGUGGAAGGAUUACUGCAAGAUUUUACAGACCAAGCAUGGCGUAGGCCUGACCGGCGGAUAUUCUCGUGGAGGGAGACUGUUCCGGGCCGUUACUCACUUGGACAUUUCGGACAAAGACAUUGACCGAGCGGUCGAAGCUAUGGUCUUAGCCGCAAGGUUGAGCUAGACAAGUUUCCUUUGGGAGCCAAUGUUACCUAAUGUAAAUGAUGCACUUGCAUAAAUGCAAGGUGUUAUAUUUGAAGCGUUCAAAUAUUUUGAUGGAAAUGAUCCGGGAUUGCACGCUACAUGGAGCUAACCAAGGCGUGCUAAUGUGUUGGGAAUCACUCGUUCAAGAGCAGUUGACAAACUGGGAGAAACAGGCAAUCCCGCAUAUUGUUGGGCCAGGUUGUUCCUCUGAUAGCUUCAAUUCGCUUGUCAGCAAGUGUCUAGUCCCAAUUCAGUUGUGCCUUCGAGGUAAAGACUCACUAUACCCAACCUGCAAUUAAGUCCCGGUUUGGAUUGGCGCAAACCCGUUUGUGGCAUUGAAAAUUGUGAGGACGUAGGCCCUCGAACGAUUGACAAGGUCCUUUCAAAUCUCAAUGCUCAUGGAAUCAUAAAAGAAAUAUCGUUGGAUCAGGACCAGACUUUGAUUUUUGCUCGUCGGGCCUUUUCUCAAUCAUAUUCGAAAACAUUUUUGCUUC
This is a messenger RNA of Phaeodactylum tricornutum CCAP 1055/1, 1778 nucleotides long. RefSeq lists its product with no specific name. Bases 62 to 1264 code for a protein of 400 amino acids. Gene Ontology annotation, cellular component: cytosol. The record is from RefSeq and is a predicted model, not a curated record. Gene Ontology annotation, biological process: glycine biosynthetic process; L-threonine catabolic process. The transcript has a single exon. Gene Ontology annotation, molecular function: L-allo-threonine aldolase activity. Lineage: Eukaryota; Bacillariophyta; Bacillariophyceae; Surirellales; Neidiaceae.